Molecule: messenger RNA, 1160 nt
Organism: Spodoptera exigua (beet armyworm)
Lineage: Eukaryota; Metazoa; Arthropoda; Insecta; Lepidoptera; Noctuidae
Source: the annotation of a GenBank genome assembly
GUCAUUACAUUUAACGCUACUUUAAAUUUUUAAAAGAAAUUAAAUUAAUAUUCUAUUUAAAUUAACGAGAUAAAUAGUAAUUAAAAUAUUUUUUUGCAUUUAAAUUCACACCCGCAUUCGAUAAUUACUUUUUGGAUAUUAGUUUGAAAGUCAAUUUUGUGAUUCGUUAUUACACUUGUUUUAUACUCCGUGAAAUGGAUUGCAAUUUGUCGGUGCUGCCAACUUCAAGAAGUAGGAAAUCAGAAAUAACUUGUCUCAAAUCCACCAUUUUCCCUUUGUAACUAACCGGUGUUCAAAACACGUGCGUACGAUCAAGUUACAUGGAAAACUUGUGUGAUCUCCGUGCAUAUUAAGUAAAUACUUACGCUAAAAAGUGCGCCGUGUUUCGAUAAACGCGCGUCGUGUAUUAAAACAACAUAAUGAACACCGAAAAGCUAAAGAAGUUGCAGUCACAGGUGCGCAUCGGCGGUAAGGGCACUCCGAGACGCAAGAAAAAGGUUGUUCACGUUACCGCGGCGACAGAUGACAAGAAAUUGCAAUCAUCGCUCAAAAAAUUGUCAGUGAACACUAUUCCUGGCAUCGAGGAGGUGAAUAUGAUAAAAGAUGACGGAACAGUAAUACACUUCAACAACCCGAAAGCGCAGGCAUCCCUCGCGGCCAACACUUUCGCUAUCACUGGUCAUGGAGAGAACAAGCAGAUCGCCGAGAUGCUCCCCGGCAUCCUCAGUCAGCUCGGCCCCGAAGGUCUGAACCAGCUGAAGAGGUUGGCGUCGAGCGUCGCCGCGCCUAAACCACUCGACGAGGACGAUGAGGUCCCUAACCUAGUCGGCAACUUCGACGACGCAUCGAAGCAGGAGGCCAAGGAAGUCAUCACGAACGAGAAAGAGAAGGAAAAGGAAAAGAAACCCGAAUCAGAAACCAAAGCUGCAGAUAAAAAAUCCGAUUAAACUUACAGUCGGUCACAACGGUGUAGUUUUUAAUUUUGCUCACCCAGAGAAAAGGGUUUCCAAAGCCACAGAGGCGUCUCAAAUAGUUCUCAUUUUAUUUUACAUUGUGUUCCUAAAUAAAUGUACUUUGAAUUAUAUCAUUUUCUACAUUUAUUUGUAUGUGUAAAUUGUGAAUGUGUUUUGUUGGUACAGGGACACUUUUUUUUUUAAUUU